AUGGCUCCGGAAUCGGCCGCUGAUGACGAAGAUGACUACAUGAACAUGAGUUUCGAGGACACUGCUCCUGACAAGAAGAAUGAGACUCUCACACAAAAGAAGCGACGACUUGCCCGUGAAGCUGAGCAAAAGGCGCGACCGAAGUCCAAAGCAGAGCUGGCUGAGGAAGAGCGCAAGAAACGAGACGGGGCCUUGAACAAGAAUGCUCUGGAUACCAACAAUAAAGGGUACAAGAUGAUGACGGCACUGGGAUACAAAGCUGGAAGCGCACUCGGAGCAGCACGAGAGCCAGCGGAUGGUGAGAAAGAUACCCGACUGCUAGAACCCAUUGGUCUAGAUAUGAAAGACUCGAGAAGCGGUAUAGGAGCAGAUGCCGAGAAGAAGCGGAAAUUCAGGGAGGAAGUCGAGGCACAACAGCAGGUGGACAAAAAGAGGAAAGUCGAGGCCGGCGAUUUCAGAGAGAGACAGCAGAAGGAGCGAGAAGAAAAAAGAAUGGAAGGGCAGGUGUGGGGUGCAAUGAAAGUGUGCGAAAGGCUGGAAGAAGAAGAAGAGGCAGAAGUGGAUGCCGCAAGGGGCACCCCCAAGCGAACGAAACCAUUGCAGUGUGUCAAUGUUCUAUGGCGAAGUCUUGUCAAGCAAAGGGCGAUCAACGAACGGGACCGAAGGAUGAGGUACGAUCUCCAUCAGUCACUCUCCAGGCGAGCCGAUUACAAUGACCCAGAAGAAGAGAGCGAGGAUCAGAUUUCCUUCGCGAAGAAGGCUGACACCGAGGAGGUCGAUAUCGCUUUGGACAAUGGCGACGAGGAACUUGAUCAGUUUGAAGCCCUCGAGGUCUCUGAGAAGUUGGCGAACCUGGUUGCGUACCUCCGCGAGCGUUGGUAUUACUGCUUCUGGUGCAAAUAUAGAUAUUCGGACAAGGAGUUGGAAGGUUGUCCAGGUGCCACUGAGGAGGCCCAUGACUAA
Exophiala aquamarina CBS 119918 is the source of this 963-nucleotide messenger RNA. RefSeq lists its product as uncharacterized. Lineage: Eukaryota; Fungi; Ascomycota; Eurotiomycetes; Chaetothyriales; Herpotrichiellaceae. Gene Ontology annotation, cellular component: kinetochore. Bases 1 to 963 code for a protein of 320 amino acids. The record is from RefSeq and is a predicted model, not a curated record. Gene Ontology annotation, molecular function: nucleic acid binding. The transcript has a single exon.